This is a messenger RNA of Rubroshorea leprosula, 2086 nucleotides long. Lineage: Eukaryota; Viridiplantae; Streptophyta; Magnoliopsida; Malvales; Dipterocarpaceae. The record is from the annotation of a GenBank genome assembly.
CCUCCGGAAAUUUGGGCUUGUAUUAAUGUUUUAAUGAUAAAGUUUGGUCGCCGUGUCCCUACACAUCAUUCCGCCUGAGAUUUUUCCGAGCGAACCUACGGUCCCGACAUCGACACUCCUCUCUUCUCUCUCUCGUUCCCAACACUAACGACAACCCUCACUGUCUCUUCGCAGCAUUCAAUUUUUCCAUUAAAACCCUAAGCUACAGCCUCAUUGCCGAAGUUUGGCAUUCCGUUUCCUGGAUUUUGAAUUGAAAGUGCAAAUGCUCAAUUGAUUACGUGAUGAUAUCGUCCAAGCAAUUGUUACGGCUUUAAUCUUCAUAACCGGGGGCGUAGAAGCAGAGGGAAUACGACCAAGGUCUAGGAUUCUAGUUUCGGUGAUCUAAUUCAUCCUGCUAAGAUGAGGCUUGUGACUGAUUCACCGGUGCACUCAUCCAGCAGUGGUGAUGACUUUGCUGCAUAUCUGGAUGCGGAGCUGGAUUCGGGUUCUUCAGACUCACCAAGUGAUCAAGAGGUUGAGGCUUAUGAUAUUGAACCAGAUGAAAAUGCUGAGGAUUAUGAUGAUCAUGAAAGUGAAAGGACGAAAAGGUUGAAGGUGGAGGUGCAGGAUGUAUUAGAUCCUGAAGGAUCGAUCUCUCCAUUUGUGAUGGAAAAAAACGUAGAAUUAUCUGUGGGGAAGGAUAUAUGCACACAUCCAGCAUCUUAUCAAAAUAUGUGCAUUGUCUGUGGGAAAGAAUUGAAUUUUGAAUCUGGUGUCUCAGUUGGGUACAUACAGCAGGGGUUAAGGCUUGGGAAUGAUGAAAUGGUUAGAAUACGUAAAGCAGACCUGAAAAAUCUGUUACAUAGCAAGAAGCUUUACUUGGUUCUUGAUCUUGAUCAUACGCUUCUUAAUUCUACUCUUCUCACAAAGUUGACACUUGAGGAGGAAUAUUUAAAAGGUCAAACUGAUCCAUGUCAAGAUAUUCCAAAAGGCAGCCUAUUCCAGUUGGACUCUAUGCCUAUGAUGACCAAGCUGAGGCCCUUUGUUCACACAUUUCUCAAGGAAGCGAGUGAAAUGUUUGAGAUGUACAUCUAUACAAUGGGUGACAGAGCCUAUGCCUUAAAAAUGGCCAAGCUGCUUGAUCCCAGUGGAGAGUACUUUAACGCUAAAGUGAUCUCACGAGAUGAUGGCACCCAGAAACAUCAAAAGGGUCUUGAUGUGGUGCUAGGGGACGAAAGUGCCAUUCUGAUCCUUGAUGACACCGAAAGUGCAUGGCCAAUGCAUAAGGACAAUUUGAUAUUGAUGGAUAGAUAUCAUUUUUUUGCUUCAAGCUGUCAACAGUUUGGUCUCAAGUACAAGUCUCUCUCUCAGAUGAAUAGUGAUGAAAGUGAGAUUGAAGGAGUACUUUCCUCUGUUCUUAGAGUGCUAAGGCAAAUCCACCAUAUGUUCUUUGAUGAACUAGAUGGCAAUCUGGAUAACAAAGAUGUGAGACAGGUGUUAAAGACAGUUAGAAACGAAAUUCUGAAGGGAUGUAAAAUUGUUUUCAGCCAUGUUUUCUCCAUCAAAUGCCAGGCUGAUAAGCAACCUCUCUGGAUAAUGGCAGAGCAGUUAGGAGCCACAUGUUCCAAAGAACUCGAUCCGUCUGUGACACAUGUGGUCUCAGAGGAUGCUAGAACAAAGAAGUCUCGUUGGGCAGUGAAGGAAAAGAAAUUUCUGGUCCAUCCACGAUGGAUAGAAGCAGCUAAUUUUUUGUGGCAGAAGCAACCUGAGGAGAACUUCCCUGUUGCAAGAGGUACUACCGACCCUCAGCGGGGGUAGAUAGCUUCUAAGACUCCCUUUCACUUUGGAACCAUAAAUUGAUUGUGUUAAACUUCACCAAAUCAGCCCCUAAAAAAUAUAGGUGGUAGAGUUUAAUUGGAAAAAUUGAUCGAGAUUGCCAUACUGUUUAUGGCUCUCAUAUAUCUUUUUUGUAUUCACGGUGAAAUUUUUUUUGCUUUUCCAUUUUUUAACACCUCAGCGAUCAUCAUUUUCGUAGAUUACAAGUUAAUCGACACUCGGAUUUUAUACAGCGUCUGAUCCUGUAAAUAGUGCUCUUUUCUCAUAGGCA